GUGGAAGGACUAAGCUAGCUACGUACGUAAAGACUGGCAAAUGAAAUUGUAAACGACUGCGAGAAAUCAUCACUCCCCUGUUCAUCCAAGCUGAUCAUCAUGACUCCGACCAGUCAGCCCGGUGUGAUCACCCAGCAGCAGUCUGGCCAGCCCUUGAGAAAUGGCCCUAGCCCCAACACAUCCUAUAAAAAGGUUCCCGGACUGAUGGGAUUAUCGAUAGUCCACAUCGUGCUGGGGAGUCUGAGUACUCUCUUGGGGAUCGUUGCGAUAAUAAUUCGCUGCAGUUCUUCGUAUGCUGGAUGGGGAAUCUGGAGUGGACUUGUGUUCUUCCUCUUGACUGGAAUUCUGGGUUUGGUAGCUGGGUAUCAAAAGAACAACAGGUGCAUGGUCAUUGCAGUGAUGGUGAUGUCCAUACUCACAGCAGUGGCAGCUUGCCAGUUGCUGAUUGUCUAUGGCAUUGCGAUCGCUUCUGACUCCCAUUACUAUUGUAACCCACAUCCUGGACGGCCGUUUGGUGCUUCGUGUAUUGUUGGACCGGCACCCCGUCAAGCCGUUGAUUCGCUCUUGGCCAUACUCGGCCUAGCUGAGAUGAUCAUCAGCAUCGUGACUGCCUCUAUGUCCUGCUAUGGCGUCUGCGCAUGCUGCAACUCCUACACCCCUGUUACGGUGCAGUACGUGCCUCAACCAGCCAAUGCACAGUUUGUACCCAUGACGACCAUCCAACAACAGCAGCAGGCUCCGGGCAUCCGGUUUGCGGGGAUGAAUGCACCGCAGCAAUUCCAGCAACACCCAAUGCAGAUGCCUGCUGCCGCUAGAGGAACCUCGGCUGGUCCACAGUAUGCCAAUUCCCCCCAGGGAACUGCCUACGCUCCCCAACCCGUUGGAGGUCCUGCAUUUCAAGCACCGCAGCCUGUGAAUGUUGCCCCCCAGUCGACCGGCGUCGCUCCCCAGCAGGUGGUUGUCACUGUACCGGGCCAAGCCCCACCGACCAGGCCCGCUGGAGCCGGGAUGCAGACGGCCGAAGGACCGCAGGUGUUUGGUAACCAGAAGGGCGUUGCCGAAACCGGAGGAAGUGAGCAUUUCCAUCACGAUGACAAGAAAGGUCUUCUUGAAACUUCUUAAAUCGCUGUCCAACUGUCAAUGGUCCCUCCUUCCCAAAGCUUUUGUCGACUAGCGUUACAUUUAUUUUGAAGCGAAUACCCACGGAAGUUAGAGGGCCAAACCAGCUAAGAAAAUGAAACAAAGUCUUUUAUGAAAUAGUUUCCAAACGGUUCAAAACCAAGUUUGCCUAAUCAAACCCUUCUGAAUAUGUAAAUAUGAGGCGUGCUUUGUAGUGUAGAAAAUUGCUAUUAUUACAGCACUUAUAUCUUCUUUUGGUAAGGUAUCUGUCAUUUGUUAUGCACAUUAGAACAUUGUUUAAUAUUGCGCAUUAGAGAUGUCAUUAUUAUUACAUAUUUUAUUGUUAAACGGACACACAUCUUUAUAAUUGCUUUUAUAUUCAUUGCUAUAUGGCAGUUUCCGCUAUGUCAGGAAUAGCAAUUAUUUCCAUUAAAAGAGACAGACAUGUUUUGGUGGGAGAAGGUAUAAAGGUAUGAGUGCUGAAGAAAAGGAUUUUUAGUUAAUUGGAAAGAUUGCACUUAACUUGUCUUAGAAAAUGUGGUAGGUAGCAGAUGAAUGCAAUUGUGGAUCGGAGUCUAAGAUUUCAUUAUUACUCAGUUUGGCAUAACGAGGAUGACUUUCUGCAUACUCUACGUUUUGCUUCAGUGUGAAAUCGUUCGUGACUUUACUGAGUGUCCAGCUUUCCUCCUAAUUUAAUGAAAGAAUCAUUUUAGUGCCCAGAGAGAAUCGGUUUAAAGUGUCUUUGCAUUUCAACAUUUACUUGGAGCAGUCUUGCGAUUAAUACGGUUCAUUUGAAUUUGUUUUGUUGAAGCUUUUCGGGGAAGGUGGUCAAAUUUUAGCUUAAACCUGUGGCAAACAUUUUUCACAUUCAUGCUAAUUUUUGCGAUAUUUCUAUUUGUUUUAGUAGUUGGAUAAGUAAAAGUAGACUUUAAACGGUAAGAAACACUAGCAGGAAAAAAGGGCUGUUGAAAAAAGCUGAGGAGUGAUAACUUAACGAGAGGUUAUUUUUAUGUUAAUUGAUGACUGCCUUACUUCUGUUGUACAAAAUUCUGUCAACCUCAAAUUGACAAUUUUGCAAAUCACUGUUAACAGAAAUAACACAAAAAUGAACAACGCUUGAGAAAUUCCAAAAUCGCAAGCGAAACAAAUAAAAUCCUGCCUUGAUAUCACGUGCUUUGCUUUUAGAUAUCAUGCAAAGGAAUUCCUCAGAUUAUGAGAAAAUGACAGGAACAUGAGGAUCCCACGAAACAAAUUUCAGUGAGAAAAAAAAUCGAUAUACCUUCUUACAAUAUGUAAUUCGAGCUUACGUUUAAAUUGCAUUUGACUGUGUAAAGAAUCUCAGUUUCAAAAUUCCGUUCGCUUCCAUUCUGAAUUUGAUAACACCAAUUGGGAAAGACAGUAGACAAAAUUAACCGUGAUGGAGAAAAAAGAAGUCUUGAGUGCUUUCAAACAGAAAAUAGAUGAAACAAACCAGAGACAAAAUUGCGUUCGUACUAAAACUAAAUUGUGCACAUUCCUGCAGAAAAGAAAUACAGUGUGCUCAAAGGCAAUACGUCUGCAUGCAUGGACCAAGCGUGAGAGGAAGAAUUCUGAAAAGGAAAACUAGCUGAGAUUGUCAAAGACAACAGUUCAUAGAUCAAAAAUGUUAUAUAACUGACUUGGGUGACUUUCAGUCUCCUCAUGUGCCGCUGUUCUGAUGAGUCAAGUUAAUGAAAACCCUUGGAAAGAUUCAAAACAAAAAGCAUUAAGGUAGUUGGUUUUAUAAUUUAAUUUUGUGGGAAAUGGUGUCUGUAAAUAAAAUCAUUAUUAUUUUUAUAAAAAGAAUAUGACCCGUUAGAUUGAAUAUAUUGGAUAGAAAUUAUGCUUUCUUAUCUUGAAUUGUUCACAUUCUAAUGUUGUUUUGUACUCGUUUUAAGGUUACUAUCUUUGUUACAAUAAAGCAUGAUUUUAAAGGUGUGCCUUUGAA
Messenger RNA from Acanthaster planci (crown-of-thorns starfish), 3085 nucleotides. RefSeq lists its product as uncharacterized. NCBI's taxonomy places the organism in Eukaryota, Metazoa, Echinodermata, Asteroidea, Valvatida, Acanthasteridae. The record is from RefSeq and is a predicted model, not a curated record.